This is a messenger RNA of Dioscorea cayenensis subsp. rotundata (Guinea yam), 886 nucleotides long. RefSeq names its product nascent polypeptide-associated complex subunit alpha-like protein 1. The transcript has 4 exons. NCBI's taxonomy places the organism in Eukaryota, Viridiplantae, Streptophyta, Magnoliopsida, Dioscoreales, Dioscoreaceae. The record is from RefSeq and is a predicted model, not a curated record. Gene Ontology annotation, biological process: protein targeting to membrane. Gene Ontology annotation, cellular component: cytoplasm; nascent polypeptide-associated complex. Bases 90 to 695 code for a protein of 201 amino acids.
AAGACUAAGAAGGUUUUUGCUAGGGUUUAUCCCAGGCUUCUUCUCGAUCUCCCAUCGUUCUCGUUGAUCUUCAUCUCUACAUCGCUGCCAUGGCUGGGAAAUCCCAAGAAGAGCUUCUCGCUGCGCAUCUCGAGCAGCAAAAGCUCAAUCCAGAUGAACCUGUAGUUGAAGAUGACGAAGCUGAGGAUGAUGAUGACAAUGAAGAUGAUGAUAAAGAUGAGGAUGAUGUUGAAGGACAACAUGGUGAUGCGAGUGAAAGGUCAAAGCAGAACAGACGUGAGAAGAAGAGUCGGAGAGCCAUGCUAAAACUUGGAAUGGUUCCCAUGGCUGGCAUCAAGCAGGUCACUGUGCGAAAGAGCAAGAGUAUAAUAUUCGUUAUCUCCAACCCAGAAGUUUAUGCAAGCCCAGAAACUGACACUUAUGUUGUCAUUGGGGAAGCGAAGAUUGAGGACCUGAGCUCUCAGCUGCAGAAUGCGGCAGAAAAAUUUAAGGUUCCUGAUUUGAGCCAUGUGAUCUCGAAGCCUGAGACAUCAUCCAUGGCUGAGGACAAUGAGGAUGUUGAUGAGACGGGGGUUGAGCCGAAGGACAUUGAGUUGGUAAUGACACAGGCCGGGGUUUCAAAGUCUAACGCUAUCAAAGCUCUCAAAGCAGCAGACGGCGACAUUGUUUCCGCCAUCAUGGAGCUCACUAACUGAUAAGAGUGAUUUAUCCUACAGAAAAUACGAACCACAUAUCACCAUGGUUGCUAGUAAUAUGUUUUUAACAACUUGGAGUAUUCUUGGAGUUUUGGUGACAACCAAGUUGAUUUUGAUGUCAUACAUACUAAGAUUGAAGAAAAGAUCGGAUGAUUUUAAAAAUUUAGAUGUGGUUGCUGUUAACUCUAACA